AUGCCAGGAUACAAUCCGCAUGAUCAAUCGCUCUACUACUUUCCUCCACCGUCCAUACCUCGUCCUGAUGGCAAAUAUGUCAGAACGAGAAGCCAAAAAUGGAUGAAUGCGGCCAAAAAAGCCGACCUUCCUGCAUUGGAAGUGUUCGUAAGAACGCAAGGAAAAGUGAACUUUACAAUUCGUAAUCUUGGUCGACAUCCUGCAUACGGUCCGUUCAGCUUGUCCUCUGCUGAAUUCUCGAAAACGAAUUCGAGAACGGCUCAGAAGGAGAUGCCAACUAAAGAAACU
Anisakis simplex (herring worm) is the source of this 288-nucleotide messenger RNA. The record is from the annotation of a GenBank genome assembly. NCBI's taxonomy places the organism in Eukaryota, Metazoa, Nematoda, Chromadorea, Rhabditida, Anisakidae.